This is a messenger RNA of Vombatus ursinus (common wombat), 2100 nucleotides long. It is a transcript of the gene NIPAL4, whose product is annotated as NIPA like domain containing 4. The coding region runs from base 109 to 1320 and encodes 403 amino acids. The record is from RefSeq and is a predicted model, not a curated record. Gene Ontology annotation, cellular component: membrane. Gene Ontology annotation, biological process: magnesium ion transport. Gene Ontology annotation, molecular function: magnesium ion transmembrane transporter activity. NCBI's taxonomy places the organism in Eukaryota, Metazoa, Chordata, Mammalia, Diprotodontia, Vombatidae. The transcript is spliced from 6 exons.
GCCGGGCCUGCCGGGGACCGCGCGCUGCCUCCACUGCCACCAGAGCCCGGGCAGUCGCUGCGCCCGCAUCCCCGGCCCCGCACGCGGAGCCUGAGCCACAGCUGCCCCAUGGAGACGCGGGGAAGCAAUAGCAGCUGUGAGAACGGUUCCCUGAUCACCCUGUAUUGCUCCUCCCAGCAAGUCCUGUGCCAGAUUGUCAGUGACUUCGAACCUGUCAGUUCAAACAACAUCACCUUGAGCAGUUGGCAAGAGAGGGUCAAGAAGAACUAUGGCUUCUUCAUUGGAGUGGGCCUGGCCAUCUUCUCCAGCUUUCUCAUUGGCAGCAGUGUCAUCCUUAAGAAGAAGGGCCUCAUUCGGCUGGUGGACAAGGGUGCCACUCGAGCUGUGGAUGGAGGUUUCGGCUACCUCAAGGAUAAAAUGUGGUGGGCUGGAUUUCUCACCAUGGGUCUAGGUGAAGCUGCCAACUUUGGGGCCUACAUAUUUGCUCCUGCAACGGUCGUCACUCCACUGGGAGCGCUGAGUGUGCUUAUAAGUGCCGUGUUAUCAUCUUAUUUUCUGGGAGAGCGGCUGAACCUGUUGGGGAAGCUGGGCUGCAUGAUCUCCACAGCAGGCAGUUUGGUGACGGUCAUUCAUGCUCCCGAAGAAGAGAAUAUCAAGUCGAUGAAUGAAAUGGCUUCAAAGCUGAAGGACACGGGCUUCAUCGUGUUUGCUGUGAUCCUAGUGGUGAGCUCUCUUAUCCUCAUCUUCAUCAUUGCCCCACGCUAUGGGCAGAAGAACAUCCUCAUUUAUAUCAUCAUCUGUUCCGUGAUAGGGGCCUUCUCCGUCUGUGCUGUCAAAGGCAUGGGCAUUGCCAUCAAGGGCUUCUUCCAGGGACAGCCAGUUCUCCGGCACCCUCUCACAUAUUGUGUCGGGCUGAUCUUGGCAACUUCAAUCCCCAUACAAGUCAACUUCCUCAACAGGGCUCUGGAUAUCUUCAACACCUCUUUAGUGUUCCCCAUCUAUUAUGUGACCUUUACUAGUGUGGUCAUCACCUCCUCUGUCAUCCUCUUCAAGGAGUGGAACAGCAUGUCAGUUGCGGACAUCCUGGGCACAAUCUCGGGUUUCAUUACGAUUAUCCUGGGGGUGUUCUUGCUCCAUGCUUUUGAGGACCUUGACAUUACCUGGGCAAACCUUCCCCAUACCCACAAAAACCCAGUCCCACCUCCCACCCCUGAGCCCACAAUCAUCAAGCUGGAAGACAAAAGUGUCCUUGUGGACAACAUAGAACUGCCCACACCCUCACCAGAGGAGAAACCCAAAGUCUUCACAAUCCACACCUAAAGUUUUUAAUUGAUAUAAGAGAAGAUGCAUUCUAUUAGCCCAUCUAACCCUGGAACAAUCUAGUGAUUUCAAAUACUAUGUCAAGAGGCAGGAUGCCAUUUUCCUAACAGUGUGGCUUUAUACCUUAUUAAUAUUUCCAGGAGGAAGUAAUUUCCAGUUGUAUAGGGCCAGGUCAGAUCCUGACUUCCUGGAAACACAAAGACUCAAUGGCCAUACUGCAUGGCUUGUAUUGGUGCACUAUCUAUCCCUCCUCCCCCCCCCUUUCUUUUACCCUCUACCUUCCAUGCCAAUGGCAGUUACCUGUGUUGGCAAGUGGAGGAGAGAAUUUGACUCUUUGAAUGUAUUAGAGUCUAGCUGAUUCUGUGGGGUGUUGUAAAACCAAGAGGUCCUCAGUAUUGGACCUCAUCACGAAGAUACAUAAGCUACACCAUUCCUCAUCUAGGACUGAGACAUGCUGGAUCUGAGUGGGAUGAGGAAGGAUUCAUUGCCCAAAGCUCAUAUGGAAAUAAUAUGGACUAUAGUGUAAAAGUUAAUGUUUGCUAGGCCAUCUUCAGAUCCUUCUCCCUUCACUCCAAUGUUACCCAAGGGAGAUGACAGGUAGACACUAAAAGUCUAAAUCAGGUUGAGGAUGACCGACAGGCCUCAAACUUGUUGGUGAGUUAGGCAGAUGUCUACUCCAAGCAAAUGAUGACUUCCCCCAGGGGAAUGGGUGGAUGAGAAAUUUGUUCCAACAACCAUGAAGGCAGCUAAAGCAGGUGCUGUGGAGCACUUAGAGCUUGU